This is a messenger RNA of Chironomus riparius, 1014 nucleotides long. The record is from the annotation of a GenBank genome assembly. NCBI's taxonomy places the organism in Eukaryota, Metazoa, Arthropoda, Insecta, Diptera, Chironomidae.
UUUUUAUACAAUUUAUUAGACAUCCAACAGAAUUUAUUAAGACUUAAUGCCAUACAAUUUAUAACAACCUUUCUCCUCCUACAAAUUAUGUAAGUGGAAAGUUUCUAAUCUCAUCACAUUUUCUAUUGUCACUAACUUCAUUUGAAACAAUUCGACACAAGCUGUUGCGUAAGCAGUUAUCAUCACAUCCUCGAGCCAAAAUGAAUGGACUGUUUGACAUUCUGAAUCCAUAAUAGUCAGUCAAUAGUCGACGACUUCGUGACAAAAUAUUUGACACGAAAUUAUCUAAUGAUGCUGGUGAUGUGUUGCUGAUACCAAAGUGUUGUGUGAAUUGAUAAAGCUGUCGCCAUACUGGACUAGUUGCUGGGUUCAAAUUGGCUUCGUUCAUGUUGUAUGACCAAGAUUCCUUCUCCUAUACUCACGAAAUGAACUCGGUCAACAUGAUAAACAUUGUAAUUUGGACUAUGUCCACUGUGAGUUGUUACUGUACCUCCAACCCAACCAGCAUUGAUAGCAACUGUAUGUUGAUCUCUAGCAUAGAAAACUACAACAUCAUCUUGAUGAGAAUGUCCAAAGAAUUGAGCGCCAAUAAUCCUGUGAAAUCUUUCAAUCACUCUUCGAUAUUCUCUUGACCACCAACGAGAGCAACUAGAUCCACCACUGCUCAUAUGUGUGACUACAUGAACCAUCUCUCCAGCUCUUUCAGCAGCCAAAAGUGUGUCGUGGAACCAUUGCAGUUGCUCUGCUAUUUGAUCAGUGCUGUACAUCAUCCAGAAGUUCAAAUUAUAACAAUCAUUGUUGUUCAAUCCAAUAAUUCGGAGUCUCGAGUCUGGUGAAAGUGCUGUAUAAUAUCCACCACGACGAAUUGUUGCCUGUGUUGAUGCUGGAAGCCAAUGACUCCAAGCCGUAGCUACAAAAAUAAAAACAUUGAGUUUAUCCUUAUCGCAAAAUAAUUAGGAAGCUCACCAGCAUGCUGAUAAAGCCAAUGAGUUGCUAGAUUUGGAUCUGUGAUGU